Molecule: messenger RNA, 1071 nt
Organism: Maudiozyma barnettii
Lineage: Eukaryota; Fungi; Ascomycota; Saccharomycetes; Saccharomycetales; Saccharomycetaceae
Gene: CAF40
Product: CCR4-NOT core subunit CAF40
Exons: 1
Coding region: 1-1071 (356 amino acids)
Biological process (GO): negative regulation of translation; mRNA catabolic process
Cellular component (GO): P-body; CCR4-NOT complex; CCR4-NOT core complex
Source: RefSeq, a predicted model, not a curated record
AUGAAUAAUAGAGGAAAUACAACCACCAGCACAGGAGUUGCAAUUGCUAAACCAACAGCAACAGCAGUUUCCAAUAAUAUACCUGGUAUUCUACCUAACAUGCAUUUGGCACCACCUCCGGGCGUAGCAGCUCCUCUUCCAUCUUCAACACCUCCACCGAAUGGAACUCAAGCGAACUCACAAUCAAUUCAUGCCUUGGAGGAUCCUAAUGUUUAUCACUGGAUUUGUCAACUUACUUAUGGUCCUCAGAAGGAACAAGCAUUGUUGGAACUGGGACGUAAACGGGAACAAUUCGAUGAUUUAGCUAUUGUUCUAUGGUCUUCCUUCGGUGUAAUGACCUCUUUAUUGAAUGAAAUUGUAUCUGUAUAUCCAAUGUUGGAACCUACCAAAUUAUCAAAUCAAUUAUCAAAUCGUGUUUGUAACGCAUUAGUAUUAUUACAAUGUGUUGCAUCCCAUCCAGAGACAAAACAUCUUUUCUUACAGGCUCAUAUUCCAUUGUUUUUAUUCCCCUUUCUGAAUACCACGUCCAGACAAAGAACGUUUGAAUAUUUGAGAUUAACAUCUCUGGGUGUAGUAGGCGCAUUAGUGAAAAAUGACUCUCAGGAUGUUAUCAGUUUCUUAUUAAGAACAGAUAUCGUUCCAUUGUGUCUAAGGAUUAUGGAAUCUUCCUCAGAAUUAUCAAAGACUGUUGCGAUUUUCAUCCUACAAAAGAUUUUAUUAGAUGAUAUAGGUUUACAAUAUAUUUGUGCCACGGUCGAAAGAUUCUACGCUGUUACAAACGUAUUAAAGGAAAUGGUAGAACAUUUAGUAGUGUCGGCACCACCAGGAAGACUUUUAAAACAUAUUAUUAGAUGUUAUCUCAGACUUAGUGAUGACCUGGAGGCACGUAGAUUAUUAAAAAUGGUCUUACCGGCUAAAUUAAGAGAUAACACAUUUACCGAAGUCCUUAGGGAUGACCUGGGUUCCAAGAGAUGUUUGGCUCAACUAUUGCUUACUUUAAAUGAAGAUACUCAACAGCAACCUCAACAGCAGCAGCAGCAGCAGCAGCAACCUGUAUUACAACAACAAUAA